This is a messenger RNA of Clonostachys byssicola, 2232 nucleotides long. The record is from the annotation of a GenBank genome assembly. NCBI's taxonomy places the organism in Eukaryota, Fungi, Ascomycota, Sordariomycetes, Hypocreales, Bionectriaceae.
AUGUUCAUCAUCUUUCCCUGUCUCUCGGGGAACUCAAUCACUGGGGGUGCAAGGCCGGCCGGAACAGUCAAAGAACAGAGUGAAAGAUGUAUGGCGAUCGGCGGAGACGUUUUGCAAAGGUGCGGUUCUCUUUCAGUCUUCUCUAGUGAAAACGGCAGCUUAACCCAUUUAAAAAGUAGGCUUGUGACCCUUGCCGCAGGAAAAAACUCCGAUGUGAUGGCAUACGACCAGAAUGCACUCGGUGUCAGGCUGGACACCUCUCAUGUCAUUAUGCUGACGUCCGCAAGCCGCAACGUCGCCGUACAAGAGGCUCCUACAUUGAGCGGGCCUAGUGGUAAUUCGGAAUCACAAAUAAUUCCUAAUAGCUCUUUGCAUAUUUCCCCUACCGUGGUAAAUCAACCAGCUUCUCCUGGGACCAGCGCCCUCCAUUCUGCUCCUUCAGCAAACAGCCCUCCAGCAUCCAAUGCAGAUCCCCUCACACCAGCUGCUUGCUCGGCGAGAUCUGAUACAGUGGUGGGCAGCACUGGUGAUAUGAGAUACUUUGGGCCGCCCUCAGGAGUUUCACUUGCGUCCAUCGGUACAGGGCCAAAGCCAGCACCAUGGACUUCAGCCCCCCCUAGGAAUUCUUCUCCAAACGAGUCGUGGUCUGCGUGGACGCACUCAUCUAUGAAAGGUAUAUUUGCAAUGAGCCCAGAGGUUCCCUUGCCGCCAUGGAAAGAAGCUUUCUCCCUCGUAAGCGAGUUUUUCGAUCAAGAACACCAAGCGAUACCUUGUUUCCACCAGCCGAGUUUUAUGACACUAUUAGGACAACAGUAUUCUGGAAAAUUAGAUCGGAACCCUGCUUGGUUCGCGUGUCUAAACUCCGUUCUGGCAAUAUCCCAGCGUCGUCGUGUGGAAAAGGGUCAGGAUCCAUCAGAAAAAGAGAAUCUAUCAUGGAAUUAUGCGGCUAACGCGAUGGGAAAUCUUCUUGAUAUCCUCAUGCGUAACACCCAAUUGCUCUCCGUCCAGGCUCUUUUGUGCAUGGCCUGGUUCUUCGUAGGCACACCGAACCCUCAACCUAGCUUCAUGCUGACAGGGAGUGCCGUGCGAUUAGCUCAUUCCAUUGGGCUUCAUACAAGCUACGAGGAUCAAUCUUGGGAUUCUGUUGAGGUCGAAAUGAGAAGGCGGGUGUUCUGGAUCGCUAUCUCUCUGGAUUCGGAGCUCUGCCUCAGAACAGGCAGGCCUCCUGCCCAUAAUCUCCAUGAUUUCCACGUGGACAUACUAUCAGACAGCUUACACAGCGGCGAUAGUGAUACUAUUGCCAUUUCCGAUGGCUCUUCUCUGAACCUUUUCAACGCACAAUGUCGGUUAGCCACGAUCCAAGGCGAGAUCUACAGAAAUCUCUUUUCAAGCCAUCUACCAUCAACGGACAGAAGUUUGAUGGCCGAAUCUGUUUCACGUCUGACGAAAAAACUAGAAGCCUGGGCUUCUUCAGCUUCUCCAUCUUUCGACAUGAACCAACCCUUGCAGAGGCCUGAACAUCAAGGUCUGAUGCGCUUGUGUUAUGUCUACCACAACUGCGUUAUUGUGACAAAUCGCGGUUUGGGGCUUCAAUAUUGGACAUCGCGUAGCCAAGUAGAUUUUUCUGCUCUGCCUUCGACGGCCAAGGUUUCCAUUCACCGAUGCUUGAAAGCGUCUAGAGCUAUUUUGGGGUUAAAUAUGGUAAUGCCUCUAGGAUGGAGGAGCUACUACUGGGAUGUCAUUGGAAUCAUCUCAGGCGCCGCUAUUAUUCUUUGCAUCAAUGCCAUCCGCCAGCCCGAGGAAGUUAUCGUAGCGGGGGACUUGCGUUCUGUAAGUGCCACAUUGAAGAUACUCGAUCUCUUUAACGAGGAGAAUCCCAAUACAUAUCUUCGCCCUCUUCGAUUGGCGUGUGAGCAUUUGUAUCGAAAAGCCCAACCCGCUACUCAUAGUCAUGUGGGAGAAGUAAGCCCAUCAUCUCAACCCGGCGAUCUCUUUACAAGUGGCGAUGGAGGGCCCUCACUAGACAUCUAUCACGGCUGCGACCGGCAUCGGGCUGAUGACGGGCGCGUUCAAACUCCGAGGGAGCUUCGUAUUGCUGAGGCGGGCUCUGAUUCGAGGGGUCAUUCGAAUUCCCAGUGGGAAUUUACCCCCGAACAACAAUUUAUAUAUCCUUCACUCACCCCAUGGAGCAUGGAUAUGUUAAUGGAUGACUCUUUUCUUAAUUUCUACUAA